Messenger RNA from Candida tropicalis MYA-3404, 771 nucleotides. It is a transcript of the gene TIP1, whose product is annotated as transporter. Gene Ontology annotation, cellular component: trans-Golgi network; membrane. The record is from RefSeq and is a predicted model, not a curated record. Lineage: Eukaryota; Fungi; Ascomycota; Pichiomycetes; Serinales; Debaryomycetaceae. Gene Ontology annotation, biological process: endoplasmic reticulum to Golgi vesicle-mediated transport; vesicle fusion with Golgi apparatus. The transcript has a single exon. Bases 1 to 771 code for a protein of 256 amino acids.
AUGGCGUACUAUCAACAACAAAUGAAUGAUGCACAAAACAUGCAAUUCUAUCAAUCAAAUUAUUCAUAUCAACAACCAAAUACAAUGGCAUCAAAUACUUCAACUCAACCAUCUGGUAUGAUGGGUUCAAUGGAUAAUAGUUUUGGUGGAAAUAUAGAUGUUAGUGGAGUAAUGGGUAAUGGAGAACUAACUCCAGGGCUAUUGGCUGCAUUUGGAACUUCGGGAUACCCUGGUGAACCACCAUUAUUAGAAGAAUUGGGAAUAAAUUUUCAACAUAUCAAAAGUAAAACAUUAGCCGUUUUAAAUCCUUUAACUAAAGAUAUUCCAAGCGAUAUAAUGGCAGAUCUGGAUCUUGCUGGACCUAUAUUAUUUGUCUUACUUUUUGGAACUUUAUUAUUAUUGGCUGGUAAAGUACAAUUUGGUUAUAUUUAUGGUGUGGGUUUGUUUGGUAUUUUAAGUUUACAUUAUUUGUUUAAAUUUAUGAGUAAUGAAACUACUAUUGAUUUAAGUAGAUCAGCUUCAGUUAUUGGAUAUUGUUUAUUGCCUUUGGUUUUACUUAGUGUUUUGGGUGUUGUUACAAGUUUGGAUAAUAUCAUGGGUUAUGCCUUGAGUAUUGUAUCUGUGUUCUGGUGUACAUAUUCUGCUAGUGGUUUCUUUGUUAGUGUUUUGAAAUUGCAUAACGUAAGACCUUUGAUCGCUUAUCCAUUGUGUUUGUUUUACUCGGUGUUUGCUUUAAUGGCUAUUUUUGUAGAGAAUUCUGACGAAAUAUAA